Racocetra persica is the source of this 265-nucleotide messenger RNA. Lineage: Eukaryota; Fungi; Glomeromycota; Glomeromycetes; Diversisporales; Gigasporaceae. The record is from the annotation of a GenBank genome assembly.
AUGUUGACUAGAAGACGUGAAGAAAAUUCAGAUCAAGUUGCCGGGCUUAGUUCCCCCAAACGGAUUCGUGUGGGCGAAUCAGAUCAUGAGGCCCAAUUUUCCCCCGUCUAUUUCUCACACCCUUCCCCUUCACAUACAUAUCCGAUUUCAUCUAUAACACCAGUUAGGUCGAUCACGUCGCAAUCCGGGGUUGUUAAAGAAUCUAAUGGGAGUCCUCAUAUAGAAUCUGCCGACAAUUCAGACGAAGAUGUAACUGGAAAACAGC